UCCUGUAUAUUUCCUGUGUUCGGUAUAGGGAUGGAAUGUCGUGCUACGUCAGCCGAACGAAUUUCGAUGGGACCAGGUUUUCCACAUUCAGGAAUGGCUCCACGCUCUCGUCUCAAUGGCACCUUGUUGAGACGUUUCCGAGGUACUAAGUCCUUAAACCCGCGUCCAGGCCGCUCGAGCUCUCCAGCUCCUUCGUCCCGAGACGAACACCGUCCUCGUCUUCCCAUCCGUCGCCCCGUCGCAGAAUCCCUGUUGCCAUCCGUGGACUCCCUUCUGCAUUACCAAAGCCUUUACAUGCUCUCGGAGGCCCUGGCCGUGGUGGUACUGGAUCCAAAUUUUUGGAACGGCAAAACGUUACGGGUCGUGUCCAGUGUGAAUAGUGUAUUAGAGUCUCCCAUUUGUUCAGCCGUAGUAAAGAUAAAAAUAAUUUCAGCAUUUAAAUGAUCAACCCAACAAAUGAUUUAAUUUUUUUCAGCAAAUUGGGACAGGUUCCCCUAGUUUAUUAUAUACCCCUGAUGUUGAAUGCUUGAUUGUAAAAACUCACUUUUUUAUAUUCGUAAUUCUAAAUUGUUUUCAGCUAACAAAAACUUCUUAAACGUUUCUAUGUACUCCUGUGUAUCUUUGUACUUGAAAACCACGAUGUCGCCCAUGUUUACAACAACUUUAUUGUCUUUAAUUAAAUCAUCUAAUAACUUGUUAACGAACC
Molecule: messenger RNA, 706 nt
Organism: Drosophila obscura
Lineage: Eukaryota; Metazoa; Arthropoda; Insecta; Diptera; Drosophilidae
Exons: 3
Coding region: 31-444 (137 amino acids)
Source: RefSeq, a predicted model, not a curated record